Messenger RNA from Mizuhopecten yessoensis (Yesso scallop), 3664 nucleotides. Its product is annotated as ras-like GTP-binding protein RHO. NCBI's taxonomy places the organism in Eukaryota, Metazoa, Mollusca, Bivalvia, Pectinida, Pectinidae. Gene Ontology annotation, molecular function: GTP binding; GTPase activity. Gene Ontology annotation, biological process: cell migration; small GTPase-mediated signal transduction. Bases 151 to 1113 code for a protein of 320 amino acids. The record is from RefSeq and is a predicted model, not a curated record. The transcript has 5 exons.
ACAUCCGACUCCCACAAUUCCUGAGCAAUUGAUUCAGCCCUCUAAGGACAAUUGAGGUGUGGUCGGUGCUUGAAUGUAUCAGUAGAUGAACGUUUUUACUUAGUUGAAACCGGUAAAUUACAUACGGUAUAAGAUUUUGAUGUUAGAGACAUGGCUGCUAUAAGAAAGAAGCUGGUCAUUGUAGGAGAUGGUGCCUGUGGUAAAACAUGUCUCCUGAUUGUGUUCAGCAAGGACCAGUUCCCUGAAGUCUAUGUGCCAACAGUAUUUGAAAAUUAUGUAGCAGAUAUAGAAGUAGAUGGAAAACAGGUAGAGUUGGCCCUAUGGGAUACGGCAGGUCAGGAAGAUUACGACCGACUACGACCUCUGUCUUAUCCUGAUACAGACGUCAUCCUUAUGUGUUUCUCCAUCGACAGCCCAGACAGUUUAGAGAAUAUUCCAGAAAAAUGGACUCCAGAAGUGAAACACUUCUGCCCCAAUGUUCCUAUUAUUCUUGUGGGGAACAAAAAAGACACUAGAAAUGAUGAAAACACAAAGAGGGAGCUACGUAAAAUGAAACAAGAACCGGUAAAGGCAUCAGAAGGGCAGUCAGCGGCAGAUACCAUUCACGCCAAGGCCUACAUGGAGUGUUCAGCCAAGACAAAAGAAGGGGUACGAGAAGUGUUUGAGACCGCCACAGCUGCUGCCCUUCAAGUUGAACUAGCCCUUUGGGAUACUGCUGGCCAGGAAGACUACGACAGAUUACGUCCCCUGUCCUACCCAGACACUGACGUCAUUCUCAUGUGCUUUUCCAUAGACAGCCCCGACAGUUUGGAGAACAUCCCAGAAAAAUGGACACCUGAAGUGAAGCACUUUUGUCCAAGUGUUCCGAUAAUUCUUGUAGGAAAUAAAAAAGAUCUAAGAAAUGACGACCAGACCAAACGAGAGCUAAUGAAGAUGAAACAAGAACCUGUCCGCCCAGAAGAAGGAAGAGCCACCUCCGAAAAAAUCAAUGCAUUUGGAUACCUGGAAUGCUCGGCUAAAACCAAAGAGGGGGUGCGGGGAGUAUUUGAAACAGCCACCAGAGCAGCUCUUCAAACGAAGAAAAAGAAGCGUGGUGGCUGUGUGCUGCUAUAACAACUCAGUAAUUAUAUGUUAUGCUUGGUAGUGAACAUGUUAUUGAAUGAUGAUGUACAGACAUUCAACAAGCUUCAUCUAAACUGUAUGCUGGGCAUAACAGUGUCACUAUAUGUAUAAUUCUAAUCUUCUUGAAAGGCUACCACGUCAUCCUAUAUAUACCUGUACUGUAAUGGUCAGAUGGAGGCUGAGUCAUGUGUUUAUCAUGUUACUUGACUUCUGUACAGAUGGGCGGGAUUCACAGGUUAUUGUCAUAUAUUGGUGAUAUUUUAAUAGGUUUUUUUUCAUUCUUUGGAAAGAAAGUUAUGUCUUAAUUACGUUUGUUGUAUGAUUAGUCAAAAUUGUUUAUUUAUUUUUCAAAACAUUAAGAAAUGAUUAGGUAUGGAAUUUAAAUGAAUGCCCAUUGAUUCAAAAUGAUACAUAUUUGUACUUCUCUGCAUGAUACGUUUUUGAACACGUUUUUUAAUUGGAAUUGUUUCAUUAAACCUCGGGUCACUCAACACUUGCAGAUUAAAGGUCCACUCCGGGUGACCCCAUCAGGAAUCGGCCAAAUUAGUGUUCUCUAGUGUCCUUUACUGCCCAGCUGUAUACUGGAAUAUGUAAACAUGCUGAAAUCCUGUCAUAUAUAAGCUUUUAAAUCAGGGAGAACAAUGUUAGAUGUGUGUUGCAGGCUUAGGUCAGGUGUUUCGAGUUCUGACUCUGGAAUAUCGUCCGAUUUGUAUAGUUUUUAGGUGUUGUUUAUGUGUCUACUGUAUUAUAAACGAUUCCACAAUGCUUGUAUUGUGCAGAUGGUCGUUGUUUUCUCUUAAGAACUAAUUUUAUCUAGUUUUCAUUCCAGAUGAGGCAUUUUGGAUAUGAAAAUAAUAUUUAACAUUAUUUUCUAGCAGACCAAAUGACAAGGUUUUGGAUGUUAAUUUCAAGCAUUUGUAACAUAUGAUUUUGAUUUGUAAAUGAACACCAAUUAAAAAAACCCAGAACAGAAUCAGUAAUAGAGCUAGCAUUUAAUGGUCCCAUAUAUACCAGUCAUGUUGGGCUACAGAUCAAACAUUUUGAAAAAUGUUAAAAGGCAUGAACAUACAUGCAUGCAAAUCAAACAUAACCGUUUCACCCCUAUGUAACUUUAGCAGACUCUACCAUGCAUUGAUCUGGAUGAGUCCAUUAUGGUCUUCAGUGGUGAAAGGGUUAAACAGUAUUAUGACAUGUUUAUAAAAAAAAAUAGUGCUUUAUUCACACAAGAAUGAAGGAUUUACCUGCAACAACUUAGGUCAAGCUCUGUUUAGGUAUGCCAUUUACUGGAAGAAGCUCAUGUUUAACACUUUUUUUUGGAACAAGUCCCUGUGUUGAUGUAUUAUGUUUACUGGAACAAGCUCCGGUGUAUACGUAUACUGUAAACAGGAACAAGCCCCUGUGUUUGAGUUUACUGUUAAUUGGAACAAGCCCCUGUGCAUGUACUAUUUACUUUAUCAAACCUCUGUACACAUUAACUCUUACAGGAAUAAUCUCCUGUGUACACCAAUAACACGAACAAUCCCCUGUGUUUAUGUAUACUGUUUACUAGAACAAGUCCAUGUGUAAGUCCUUUUUAUUUUAUCAACCCCCUGUGUUCAAAAUUACUGGAACAAGCCCAUGUGUUUAUGUAUACUGUUAACUAGAACAAGCUCCUGUGUUCAUGUAUACUGUUAACUGGAACAAGUCCCUGUGCAUGUAUUAAUUAUGUAUUAUUAAGCCUCUGUGUACACAUAAACUAUUUACUGGUAAUAUUAAUAGAAUCGUUAUAUUUUGACUUCUUCCAUUCAAAAAGCACAUGGACUGUAGUUUCUAAUAUUCAUGUUUAUUUCUGACUUUUUGACAUUCACAAAAAUCUUCUGUUUUCAUAUUAUAGACUAACUUGACUUGAAUUUGUUACAUACCUUAUAAAUAUACACUGAUUUGAACAGCAGUGAAACCUUAUUGGCUAGUUUCCAAUAUACAUGUAAUGGAUAGGCACGAAAGAUCUUUAUAAUUUCAAGUUAAAUUUCAUUUCAACAUUGAACUAACUUUAUAUUAUAAAAUGACAUUUUCGUCAACACUCUGUAAAAUGAGGACGAGUAUAAUAUAUACAAAAACUGGUAUGCUCAUAGGUUGUAUGUACCACAUCAAUAUUUUGCUUCAGAUAUUUACACAUGUAAGCACAUUUUAUUUAUCUGUAUUUGCAUUUUUUCUUUGUGUCCAUCUUUUUUGUCUACAGGUCCUGUUGAUCACUUAUAUUUGACGAUAUACUUUCCGUAAAUUAGAUCAAUUAUUUCAUAAACAUGUAUUUUAAAUAUGAUUUAAUAAAUGUUAUUGUCUUCGGAUUCAUAAUACUUGCAAAUUACUUGAUGAGAAACAAAGUCAUUUUUCUUUUUGUGAAAUAUAAGUGAUUUCAGUUCAUGUUAUAGACAGGGAUAAGGUUAUAAAAAUCAUUUAAUCACAAUUAUGUUUAUAUUAAUACAUUACUAGAUGUUAUGACUAUUAUGACUAUCAUUGAAAAUCUUUGCAGCCCAUCUUGGGUAAUAAAAUCCUUGAUAAUAUC